Tetrahymena thermophila SB210 is the source of this 1971-nucleotide messenger RNA. RefSeq lists its product as hypothetical. The record is from RefSeq and is a predicted model, not a curated record. NCBI's taxonomy places the organism in Eukaryota, Ciliophora, Oligohymenophorea, Hymenostomatida, Tetrahymenidae. The transcript has a single exon.
AUGGAUAUUUCAACUUUUUCCUAAAACUAAACUUGUGUUAAACAUAAAAAAAACCAAAUUACUUUUUUAAAGGUUAACGAGACGCUCAAUUAAGAUAGCUCUAAAAUAUUUUAUUGUAAUGAAUGCGUCAAUUAAGAUUUAGAAUUUAAAGGAAUAAAUCAUAUUUUAAUUUCUUAAAUCAUUGAGGAAUCACAAACAAGCAUCAUACAGAAGUGGCCUCCAAUAAAUGACUAUACUAUUUUAGAUAAAUUAAACAAAUAAAUAUCAAAUUAUGAUUCUUCUCAGUCAAUCUUACAGCAAAUAAAUCAUUUUUUUACAGAAUUAAAAGAUGAAAUUAUAAGAAGAAUAGAUUUUUGCUAGAAAAAAGCGAUCAACUAAAUUCUUGAUUUACCCUUUGGCACAGACUAAAUUCUCAAGAAAUAUCAAGAAAUUUCAUAAAUUGAAAAACUAAAAAAACUUAUUCAAAGCGACUACACAGAUUCAGUUUAAAAAUAAGAAAUGGAGUGUCGAUCAUUUAUAUAAUAGGUAGAAUCAUAAAAAUAAACCAACACAGAAUAGCUUUAAAAUUUACUUGAUUAGUGCAUUUAAAAGGAAUAAUUAGCUUGUUUUGAUAAAUCGAAUGCAAUCAAACUUUCCAUUUAUCAACUAAUUGAUAGUAUAAAUUUCUUUCCCAAUAGUAGCUAGAAUUGUACUAAUGAUAAUAAUGGAGGUAACUUAUCUAUGUAAAGAUUGACUAAUCCUGAAAAAUUAAUGCAACUAGUAUCAAACAAAUCUAAUUUUUGUACUUAAGAGUUCUUAGAAUCAUUAAGAAGAAGUCUAGAAAAGAUAAAUCCAUCUUUAGAAACAGUUUGUUUCGAUAAAAUAUUUUAAGAGAAUAAGCAACCUAUUAAAUUUGAUGGAAUAAAUAACUCUAAACUAGAAGAAAUAGAUGAAUAUGUUACGCACUUGACAUAGCUGCAAAAUAAGUAGGGGUAUAAUUCAGCUAUUAUUCAGUCAGAAAGAAUCAAAAAGAUAUUGUAAAUUUUUGAGAGCAAAACAAAUUUUGUAAAUGAGAGCAUGUAAACUUACAUUAAAGAAAUUAUGAUAGAAUUUUAUCCAUUAAUGAAAAAGUUAGAUACUUUGUCAGUUUUUAGAUAACAGGAAGACUUUGAUUUACUCAAAGAUUUAUCUGAUGAAGUUCUUUAAGAUUUUAUUAAAAUUUUAAGAAAGAAAUAAUAAUUACAAGUAAACAAUAAUAAUACUGUAAGUGUAUCAGAUUAGAUUAAAUUGCUACCCUUUACUUAUAAUUUUUAAUUUUGUAAAACUGAUUUAGAUAAAAUUCUUUCAAAUUUACCAGUUUUUGAUAUUGUAAGCAGAAGCAAAACAACUGAUAUUUUAUAAGAAUUUGAUAUGGAGUCAGCAAAUUACAAUGAUGGGAAUUAAAGGAUUUAAAUUGUCAAAGACAAUUAGUUUUAUUAAGAAAUUUUUGUAGAUUAGUAGCAAUAUACUGGUAGUUUUAAAGAUAAAGGAACAAAUUGUAUUUCAAGAAAUGUGCUAGAUAAGGAACUUAAAUACAUUUUUAGAGUAUAAUUGCUAGUAAGUGAUAAUAAAAAACAUGCUUUUAGUAUUGGAUUAAUACAAAAGUCUAAAUUAAAUGUUGAAGCUGGUUUUAAAUAAAAGCUUUCAUGUGAUUUUAGGUAUGAUAAUACAAAUAUUGAACACAAAAUUGGAGAUGGCAUAGACAAGUAUAUUAAAGGGGAUAUUAUAAAUAAAUAUUACCCUAAUUUUACUGUAGAAAUUCGUAUUCAUUUAGCAGGAAAAAUUUUAUAAGUUCUUGACUAUCCCAAUUACCAACAUUAAAUUGAAUUAAAUGAUGAAUAUAAGGAUAAACUUAUUUAAUUCAAUGAUCUUUGUUUAUACUUUCAUUUGGAAGGUGAAAAUACGAAAUACAUAUUAAAACAAGUCUAAAUAAUUGAUGAAUUUGUAAAUUGA